UUUUUUUUUGUUACUUGUUUUUUCUUCUUUUUAUUUAUUUAUUUUUAUUUUUUGAUACCCCUUCUCCCUCCUUUUGUUUCUUACCAUUUUAUACUUGAUUCCCUCUUCAUCAUUAUUCCCUGUCCCCAACAACAAACUUUGUAUACCUUCUUCAUUUUUUUUAUACCUUUUAUUUGAACCAUUCUCAUUAUAUCAUGCCUUUUAGGUCAGUGACUCAUCAACUAAAAGCAAAAUGGCAACAAAAACGUACUUCUCGGACGAAAUCAGUUGAUUUACCUACUCCUCCAUCUACUGACAAUGAUAUUACGCGAUCACCUCAACAACAAUCUAAACAAGAUGACAAGAAGAAGAAAACAAAAGAAAUAGCUCCUAGUCCUGAUUAUUUAUUGGCUGGUAUUGGUGAUUAUCUCUUUGAUCGUCCUUUGGGUCAUGGCAAGUUUAGUAAAGUUAUGUUGGCGAGACAUUAUCUUACUGGUGAACAAUUUGCUAUCAAGGUCAUUGACAAAAGAGUUCAUGAAUAUCGAGUCAUGUCAAGACUUGUAAGGGAAAUUCGAUUAAUGGAAGCAUUAGAUCAUCCUAAUGUGGUUCACCUGUAUGAAACUGUGGAAACAGCCGACUCGUUAUACUUGAUAAUGGAAUAUGUUCCUGGAUUUAAUUUAGAUGAACAUUUACAAAAACGACAUGGAUUAUUACAUGAAGAUGAAGCUCGUUUGAUAUUUCGACAAAUGGUAGCAGCUGUGGAUUAUUGUCAUAGUCGUUGGGUCGUACAUCGUGAUCUAAAGGCACCGAAUGUUUUAUUGAAAACCAAUGGUCAAGUGAAAUUAGCCGACUUUGGGUUGGGAAAUCGUUUUGGUUUGCAGCGAUUGCGAACAAUGUGUGGCUCCAUGUUAUACUAUAGUCCUGAAAUCAUUUGCGAACAAAAAUAUAUUGGUCCAGAAGUCGAUUGUUGGUGUCUUGGUGUUACUUUGUUUCGAAUGACCUCUGGAUUCGAACCAUUCUCUCAUGCUCGUACUUUUGGGGAAUUACGAAAAGAUGUUAUACAUGGAAAUUAUCCUAUGCCAACACAUUUUAGUGAAGAAUUACAACAAACCAUACAAAAGUGUUUAUCGGUAGAUCGACGACAACGAAUCGCACUUCGGGUAGCAUUAAAGGAUGAUCCCUGGUUGAAUGACAAUGGUCGAUUAGAUGAUCUCUUUCUUGAGAAAAGUUCAGGUUAUUAUGGUGGAUUCAAUAGUAACGAACCUCUCUUGAUCAAUGGGGUACCGACUGAAUUGGAUGAAUCUGUACGACAUCGAAUGGAACGAGAACGAUCGAAACGACAAUGUUUGAAAGAUAUGGAAGAAGAAAAAAAUUCUGGUCAUCAUAUCAAGAAAACUGUUAUAUAUCACCCAAUCAACUCUUCUAUUUAUUUUACUGGAAAUGGUGGUUAUUCACCACAUAUGGAUGACAAUGCUCAAACACAAGAAUUACUACGUGCGGAAUUAUUGGCCGAAGUCAAGAUGGUGCUUUCCCAACUACAAUUGACUCCAAUCUCUCAACCACCCAAUGGUCAUUCUCCAAUACAUCAAUUCUUCCAAAAACUGAAACGACCUGAAUCUAUCUUGACACUUUCCUCUGCAGCCUAUAGUAGCAACAAUAUCAGUAGCAAUUUUCUUUCAUCAGCGGCUGGUACCAAACCUGACACUGGUUCACCUGGUGGAUUCUCCUCUCGACUAAAGAAAACAACUUCUACUCUUAGUCUGGCAAGUCUAUAUACCCGACCCAAGGAACAUAUCAACUAUUAUACAAUUCAAAACACUUCUCGUGGAUCAUCUUCAGCUACUGUCUUGUCUUCUUUCUCUUCAGGUUCAUCCAUUUCUGCUAGUAACAGUUUGUCAACGCCAACCCUUCCACCAACAAAUUCCGCUUCUGGAUCAGCAAAAACAGGUCGAUUCAGUCUUCAACCACUCUAUGAUGAUCUUUCUCAACAGCAAGAUGAAUGUGAAUUGAUCUUAUUAGUACAAUCUGCAUGUCAACUUUUGGGUGUUACUUAUCAACAUGAAUCGAAAACCAAGCUUACAUGUGUGUUGACUUUACGAAAUUAUACCAUGGAGGAUCAGCAACAGAGAGAACAGCAACAACAGCUACAACAACAACAACAACAACAACAACAACAACAACAACAACAACAACAACAACAACAACAACAACAACAACAACAACAACAACAACAACAACAACAACAACAACAACAACAACAACAACAACAACAACAACAACAACAACAACAACAACAACAACAACAACAGCAGCAGCAACAACAACAACAAAAGGAAUCAUCACAGCGAAGGAAGGGCAAAUGGUUACAAGGUUGGCGGGACAGUGGAGCUCGGCACAAGUCUGAACUUGACAAAAUGACAAAAAAGAGAUCAAAGCAUGGACUGAAAACUGCGACAUCAUCACCCAAUUUGGUUCAGGAUGCAUCAUCUACUACAUCAUCACAACAACAACAACAACAACCAUCUUAUGGUGGCAGUUCAACAUAUACAUCAAGAAGCAGUACAAUGGAUCGAAUCAGCAAUGGUAGCAACACAAGUCGAUGGAGUCGGCAUAUGAAACGACUUUCAGCACCCUUUCAACAAUGGCCUUGGUCAUCUCAAUCUCUUCAUUUGCAUUCAUCCAUGCCCAUCGGUGGUCCCAGUCAGACAACUACAGGUGGUGCAAAUGGUAGUGGUGCUACAACGGCUACAUUUGGACAACUCAACCCACCCACACAGCAGCAACCUUUGAAUAUUGAUGAUGAUGAAGACGAUGAUGAAAAGGCUCAGAAUAAGGACGGUAUCGCGAUGUUUACCAUGGAGGCUUAUUCUAUUCCAAAUAGCAACAAAUCAUCGACAACUGGUGAACCUGAUAUAUCGCCUCAUGUAGUAGCUCUUCGAUUUGUUAAGAUUAAAGGUUCGACAAAAGUAUACAAACUGGCUACUGGUUGGAUCAGCAAUGUAUUGAACUUUUCGUCCUCUUCAGUGACUGGUACUACCCCUCUUUCUAGUUCGGUGAAUGAUACUUUAGCCUAGUUCUUCUUUUUUUUUUUUUUUAGAAUUCUUAUUAUUUGUCCUUCUACUUUUUUCUUUUUAUUGCUAUUAUCCUUGUUUGUACAUUAGAUUUUUUUUUUGUUUCGCUG
This is a messenger RNA of Halteromyces radiatus, 3160 nucleotides long. RefSeq lists its product as uncharacterized. Gene Ontology annotation, molecular function: ATP binding; protein kinase activity. Lineage: Eukaryota; Fungi; Mucoromycota; Mucoromycetes; Mucorales; Cunninghamellaceae. Gene Ontology annotation, biological process: mitotic spindle organization; protein phosphorylation; regulation of cytokinesis. Gene Ontology annotation, cellular component: spindle microtubule; chromosome passenger complex; spindle pole centrosome. The record is from RefSeq and is a predicted model, not a curated record. The coding region runs from base 195 to 3053 and encodes 952 amino acids. The transcript is spliced from 5 exons.